This is a messenger RNA of Mesocestoides corti, 585 nucleotides long. NCBI's taxonomy places the organism in Eukaryota, Metazoa, Platyhelminthes, Cestoda, Cyclophyllidea, Mesocestoididae. The record is from the annotation of a GenBank genome assembly.
AUGUCUGAGUUGUUUCCCACAAAGGUGCCACCUACUCAGUUUUUCGGUGUCGAUGGUCGGUACUCCACCGCCCUUUAUUCUGCAGCUAUUAAGUCAAAAACUCUCGAGACGGUUGAAAAGGAUCUGCUUAAAUUAAGGGAUACCCUUGCCAAAGAUGCCAAACUGCGACAAUUUUGUCACGACCCAACAAUCAAGCGUCAUUCUAAAGUUCAGAGUUUUGGCAAUGUCCUAAACAAACUGGGUUUAUCCAAGCAGACUGGCAACAUGCUGCUAAUUUUGGCUGAAAACGGGCGGUUGAAUUUAAUUGACAAAGUGAUUGACACAUUUGAGCAAAUUAUGACUUCCCACCGUGGCGAAGUGGCUUGUGUAGUGACAACAGCCAAGCCUCUGGACCGAACAACUGAACGCGAGGUCGCAGCUGCCCUUGAGGCGUUCCUUGAAAGGGGACAAAAGCUUAAUCUCUCUCUCAAGGUCGACCCUGAACUGAUUGGCGGCAUGGUGGUGAGCAUUGGCGACAAGUAUGUGGACAUGUCGAUCUUGCGAAAAUUGCGCUCCUACAGGGCUGUCCUUGAACAACCGGUUUAA